Telopea speciosissima is the source of this 951-nucleotide messenger RNA. RefSeq names its product protein MODIFIER OF SNC1 11-like. The record is from RefSeq and is a predicted model, not a curated record. Gene Ontology annotation, biological process: poly(A)+ mRNA export from nucleus. Bases 58 to 702 code for a protein of 214 amino acids. Lineage: Eukaryota; Viridiplantae; Streptophyta; Magnoliopsida; Proteales; Proteaceae. The transcript has 6 exons. Gene Ontology annotation, cellular component: nucleus.
UCUCUCUCUCUCUCGCUUGCUCUGUUCCUGCUGCUUCGACAAGCUCUAGUUUCAUCAAUGGCGUCGACGGAGAUUCAGAAACCUAAGGAAACAGAAGUCUCCGAACCACUUACUAUAAAAAACCUAGACACAGUUAUUCACCAGGCAUCGCUUACAGAACGUCUCGAUCCAUCUACCGAUCCAUCUAGUCGACCUUCUGAUCUUGCAACGGAUGCACCGAAGAAGGAAGGAGAAGAACCAAAGGAAAGUUUCGCUGUGAUAACCGAAGCUAUGAUUUGUCCUACUGAUGCUGCCGCCGCAACUGUGUCCCAUCUUCAGAAAAAGAUCCGUCGUGCAGAGCGUUUUGGGGUGUCCGUUCAACUCUCGGAAGAAGAAAAGCGGAACUCUCGAGCGGAAAGGUUUGGCACUGCACCUGCCUCACAUGGAUCAAAUGUCUCACAGAAAUCUGAGGAACAGAAGAGGAAAGCUAGGGCGGAGAGGUUUGGGCUUCCGUCACAGUCGCUGACCAAUGAGGAGGCAAAGAAGAAGGCUCGUUUAGCCAGAUUUGCAACAGUUUCCAAGAUGGAUAAUGCAGAUGAAGAGAAAAAGGCGGCAAGAGAAAUCAGGUUUUCAGAACCUUCAUCUGGUGUUUCAUCACAGGUCAGUGGGAGGGCCAAUUCUGUGCAGACGGCUAUUGUGGGUAAGGUCCAUGGCGGGACUUGAGGAUGGGGGCUUUAUUUUAGAGCUCUCCCAUUUGGCAGAUAUGAUCUUCUGGCAUUUUGUACUUCCCCUGAUGGCUUUUUAAGCCAAUGUUUACUUUUGCAUAUAUGGACUUGCAAAUGACUAAGGUUGCAGCUCUGCUAGUUCUCAUACAAUCAUAUACCUCUUCUACAAGGAUGGAGAAAAAUGUUGGCGACAGGGAGAUGCUUUCUUUACGGUGAUGCAAUCUGGAUGUAUUUAUGAUGUGGGAGC